This is a messenger RNA of Racocetra fulgida, 351 nucleotides long. The record is from the annotation of a GenBank genome assembly. NCBI's taxonomy places the organism in Eukaryota, Fungi, Glomeromycota, Glomeromycetes, Diversisporales, Gigasporaceae.
CUCGUCCAAACCCUUUAUCCCAAAAAGAACUACGUGGUCCAUUAUCGUGCACUCCAGCUAUACAUGAAAUUUGGGAUAAAGGCGAAUCAAUAUGUUUAAAGCCAAAGAUGUAUUUAGUCCUUCCAGCAGGCCAUGAUCCUAAAACUCCUGAAACAGAUGCAGAUUUUGAGAAAGAGUUAGAAGAGAAAGAAUUUAGAAAAUCUCAAGGUGUAAAGUAUUGGGAGAAAAAGCAUGGCAUCCAGAAGGCUAAGGGUGUUAAGAAAUGCGUGGUCAAAAAGGAGCUUCGACAUGACAAGUUUCUAGAAUGUCUUAGGAAUAAGAAACUAACCCGACAUGAUAUGUAUGGUCUCU